Messenger RNA from Arxiozyma heterogenica, 1035 nucleotides. RefSeq names its product GTPase-activating protein AGE1 (gene AGE1). Gene Ontology annotation, molecular function: GTPase activator activity. The coding region runs from base 1 to 1035 and encodes 344 amino acids. Lineage: Eukaryota; Fungi; Ascomycota; Saccharomycetes; Saccharomycetales; Saccharomycetaceae. The record is from RefSeq and is a predicted model, not a curated record. Gene Ontology annotation, biological process: intra-Golgi vesicle-mediated transport. The transcript has a single exon. Gene Ontology annotation, cellular component: trans-Golgi network; endosome.
AUGUCAGACAAGAUAAACCAUAAACAACACUUUAAUGAACUAAAAUUUAAGAAUUAUAACAAUAAACUUCUAUUUAAAAUACAAUCUUUAGACAAGGAAAAUGUGAAAUGUUGUGACUGUAAGUCAACCGUUGAUGUAGACUGGAUAUCGGUAAACCUGUUAUGUGUUUUAUGUAUCAAGUGUUCCGGUAUACACCGUUCUCUAGGGUCACAUAUCUCAAAGAUCAGAUCUUUGAAAUUGGACAAAUUUGAGGAUAACUUGGAACUGAAGUUCUUGAUCACCAACUUCACUGCAAACAGUUUUGUUAAUGAUAUCUACGAAUAUAAUUUGAAUGAAAACCAAAAGCUAAAGCCCAAUUGUACAGAUUUACAAAGGUCCAAUUUCAUUAAUUUGAAAUAUAAAACUAAGAAAUUCAUCAAAAGAGCAAUUGAUAUUGAUUUAGAUCAUAAUGAGGUUCUAAAUAAGUUUUUGGAUGUUUUGAAAUUGAACAAUGUUAGAAGGUUGUACAAGUUUUUAUCGAAGUUAAUUAAUACUAAUUUGAAACAGCUGUCCAUCAGUUAUAGAAACUCUUUCGAUUCAACUUUAUUCCAAGUUAGUUUAAAUUAUUAUCGUGUACAGAGCAACAAUGAUCAAAGGUUAUACAUAAUAACGGAGUAUUUGCUAUGGAAUGAUAUGAUCAUAGACAGUAAUAGAGAUGAUCUUGCUAUCAAUUCAAAUAUUAUGGCUAAUCACCAAAUAGGUUCCACCGAACUGUCUAAAUAUUGGGCGUUAAAAAUUAAAACAUUUGGUCUUUACGAUUCAUCACAAUUAUCAUACAAGCCAAUUUCGUCAAAUAAGAGUAAUAUGCAUAUUACUACCACCAUUAGUAAUAACACUACUGCAAACUCUUCUGCAUCAAGCAAUAACACGUCAUUGUUACGUAGUAAAUCAAAGAAAAGAUGGAGUCUAAGUUAUAUACCGAAAUCACCAACGCAAAAUAUUAUAACAUUACACAAUGCAUUGAAGACUAUUAAAGAUAGUACUAUUAAGAAAUAA